This is a messenger RNA of Silurus meridionalis, 799 nucleotides long. RefSeq names its product peptidyl-tRNA hydrolase 2 (gene ptrh2). Gene Ontology annotation, molecular function: peptidyl-tRNA hydrolase activity. Gene Ontology annotation, biological process: positive regulation of anoikis; negative regulation of anoikis. The transcript has 3 exons. The coding region runs from base 142 to 672 and encodes 176 amino acids. Lineage: Eukaryota; Metazoa; Chordata; Actinopteri; Siluriformes; Siluridae. The record is from RefSeq and is a predicted model, not a curated record. Gene Ontology annotation, cellular component: mitochondrion; cytosol.
CCGCCACCUACUGGGACGGAGAACAAACGCGAUUCUUCUCCGACUGAUAUGCAUUCGACAAGAGGAUGGACCUCCAAAUCCAGUAGGGGGCAUCCAAUAAGAAGAAUUAUUUUUCUCACACGACGGCGUGUUUAGAGAGUUAUGGCUUGGGUGGAUUUGCAGGGUGGUUCCCAGGCGUUUGGUAUCUUAGCAGGCGUGGGAUGCGGGCUCUGCUUUGGCUGGUAUUUACGAGGACGAUUCUUAAAACCUGUCCGGGGGAGUAAUGGAUAUUGCGGAGAAGCUGAAAAUGGGAAUCAAACAAGCGUUAUGGGAGAGAGUGGUGAAUUCAAGAUGGUGUUAAUCGUUCGCACCGACUUGAAAAUGGGCAAAGGCAAAGUGGCGGCGCAGUGUUCGCACGCAGCAGUUUCUGCCUACAAGCAGGUGAAGCGGAGAAACCCAGAACUUUUGAAACAGUGGGAAUACUACGGGCAACCCAAAGUAGUGUUAAAGGUGCCAGAUGAGGACUCUUUGCUGGAACUUUUGUCCCAUGCCAGGGAAGUCGGCCUGUCAGUCAGUCUUAUUCAGGAUGCAGGAAGAACACAAAUCGCUCCUGGCUCAAGAACUGUUCUUGGUGUAGGACCAGGACCAGCAGAUCUUGUGGACACAGUAACAGGUCACUUGAAGCUGUACUAGAAAUAACUGAAGUAUAGAUUGUGUUUACUGAUGUAUGCAAUCCUUAUAAUGUAAUGGUAUCUUGGUUCUCGAUUCAAGUGACUUAUGAAAAUGAGUAAUUUGUGUAAUAAAAUGCUAGACACGUUUA